CGCUCGUCCAAACGGCACAACAACGAAUUUCAGGCUUUUUUCUGGACAGUUUGUACAUUAAUGUCCCCGUGCGGGACUUCAUCUGCGUCAGCCCAGAAAAAAUGGCUUCAUUUGGAGUUUUGCCAGCAGGCCAGCAGCUUUCUUUAUUUGAGACUGUGGCUGUUAGGUCUAGUCAGAAUGUGUACGGGUUGAUUUCUAUGUGCUGUCGCGUGCAGCAGGCGCUUGUGUUGGUUUAAACGCGUGAAUGGUUUGCCCAUGGUUUAUUAUAUGUUGAUGUUUGGAUGGAUACGCACAGAUUGUGCUUUAGCAUACAUAUAACAUGCGUUUGUGUGUUUGUUUUAAUGCUGGUUAGCCUUUAGCAGGUUUGCUUUGCAGCAGUGGUCGUCGCGGUGUGGGUCCUGCUUAGACAACAAACUGAGGAGAUUUAGAUGUAUUACUUGAAUACUGAACUGAAUAUCUCCAAUAAAUGAUUUAUUACUGGAGUCAAAGGCAGGAUGAUGAGCUUUUGUAAGAGCAUCGUUGUAUUACUCGUGUGCGCUGUGUUUGGUGCUGUGACAGAUGAUGAGCAGUCAGUGUCAGUAAAUGAGGGAGAAUCAGUCACUCUACACACUGAUGUUACUACUAAACUACAGAACAAUGACAAGAUACGGUGGAUGUAUGGAGAAGAAGGCUCUGUCACACUUAUAGCUCAAAUGUCUGGAAGUAGUAUCAAAUAUGAAGAUUUUCACGAUGAUAGAUUCAAAGACAGACUGCAGAUAUUUGACCGUCAUACUGGAGAUCUCAUCAUCAAGAACAUUAAACACAAACACUCUGGACGAUAUAAAGUAGGUUUUGAAAGCAACACUGGAACAACAUACAAGAGAUUCAGAGUUAAUGUCAGCGAUGCUCCACAUGUUAUCAGUGCUGGUACAGAUGAAGUGAAGUCAGUGUCAGUGAGUGAGGGAGAUUCUGUGACUCUACACACUGAUGUUCAAACACACAGAGAUGAUCUGAUACUGUGGAGGUUUGGAGAUGAAGGUCUUCUCAUAGCCAAAGAUGAUAAAGAAGACAAUAAGAGUUCAAUAUAUAAUGAUGCUGAUGGGAUGUUCAGAGACAGACUGAAGAUAGAUGAUCAGACCGGAUCUCUCAUCAUCACAAACAUCAAAACCACAGACACUGGAGUUUAUAAACUAAAGAUCAGUAGCAACAGAGACACAAAACUGAAGACAUUUAUUGUUUCUGUCACUGUCAGAGAACGAGGUCUAUCUUCAGGACAGGUAGCAGGAAUAAUCGUUGGUGUCCUGCUGGCUAUUGCUGUUGUUAUUGCUGUUGGUGUGUUUUCAUAUCGCCGCAUUAAUUAUGAACUACAGAAACGGAAAGUUAAAGUGAUGACGGUGAUUGAGAGUGGUUCUGUCACUCUAGAGUGUGAUGUCACUAAACUCCAGUCAGAUGAUGUCAUCCAGUGGAUCUUUAGAGAUGAAGUGAUAGCCACAUUCAAUAAGAACAACAAGAUCUCUAGUGUUGAAGAGAGACUCACAGACAGACUGAAGGUGGAUGAUCAGACCGGAUCUCUCAUCAUCAAAGACAUCAAAACAGAAGACGCUGGACUGUAUAAAGUGAAGAUCAGCAGCAGCAGUCGAGUGAAAUCAUUCCUUCAGCUCAUCACCGGUGGAGGACCAUCAUACUCUCAAUUCAAUGUUAUUGUCAAAGUGAGUAAAGUGGAAAACAGUUCUGUCACUCUAGACACUGGUGUUACUGAACUACAGACUGAUGAUGUGGUCCAGUGGAGGUUUGGAGAUGAAGAAACUCUCAUAGCUGAAAUCAAGAGAAAGAACAAGAUCGCUACAGAUGAUGAGAGAUUCAGAGACAGACUGAAGCUGAAUUUGUUUGGAUCUCUCACCAUCACAGAUCUCAGAACUGAACACACUGGACACUAUAAACAGAAGAUCAUCAGCAGCAGCAGAGGAACAUCAUACACUCAGAUUGAAGUUAUUGUCGAAGAUGAAAUGACAACUGUAGAGUUGGAAGGUUCUGUUACUUUAAAGACUGUUGUUACUGAAAUACAGUUUAAUGAUAAGAUACAUUGGACAUUUGGAUAUGAAGAGACUCUUAUAGCGCAAAUCAUUGGAGGGACCGAACCCUCAUUAUGUGACUUUGAAGAUGAGAGAUUCAGAGACAGACUGAAGCUGAACCCUCAGACUGGAGAUCUCACCAUCAGAGACACCACAGCGGGAUGCACUGGACUUUAUCAAGCACAGAUCCACAGCCGCAGGAGAGAGACAGAAUACAAAGGAUAUAAGGUUGCCAUCUUUGUGUUCACUUAUAGAGGAGAAUCUGUCACUCUAAACACUGAGAGUAAAAUACAGAGAGACGGUGAGAUCAAGUGGAUCUAUGAUAAGACAACCCCUCUGAUAACUGGAAAGAAUGAGAUCAAAUAUACAAAUGAUGAGAGAUUCAAAGACAGACUGAAGAUGAAUCCUCACACUGGAGAUCUCACCAUCACAGACACCAGAUGGACGGACGGAGGACUUUACACAUUACAGCAGAUCAACAGUGAUGGAAAGAUCUCGUACAGAAUAUUUCAGCUUUUUGUCAGGGAGGAGAGGAUCAGAUCAGUAGAGUUGGGACGUUCUGUCACUCUAGAGACUGAUGUUACUGAAAUACAGACCAAGAUAGUGUGGACAUUAACAAGUGAAAACCUUCCCAUAGCUCAAAUGACUGUAGGGACUGAACCCUCAUAUAACUCUAAUGAUGAGAGAUACAGAAACAGACUGAAGAUGAACCCUGAGACUGGAGAUCUCACCAUCACAUACAUCACAUCUGAACUCACUGGAGUUUAUGCAGUACAGAUCCACAGCCGCAGUAGAGAGACAGAAUGUGGGAUAUACGUUGUUGCCAGAAUGGUGUUCGCUGACAAGGGAGAAUCUGUCACUUUACACACUGAGAGUGAAAUACAGAGAGACAGUGACAUCAAGUGGAUGUUAGAUGAUAUUUACCGUCUGGUAGCUGGAAAGAAUAGAGACAGCUUUUUGAUGAAAUAUACAGAUGUUGAGAGAUUCAGAGACAGACUGAAGAUGAACCCUGAGACUGGAGAUCUCAUGAUCAGACACAUCAGACAGACAGACGCAGGAGUUUACAGAUUUCAGCAGGUCGACAGUGAUGGAAACAUCUCGUGCAGGAUAUUCUGGGUUUGCAUCAGGUACGGUGGUUCUCCAGAUCAGAUCAGGCAGAACUCAGAUGAGAUUCUGGACAGCUCUUCUGUGUCGCGUCUGCAGUGCAAGAAUGGAUUUUGAAAGUGUAAAUAAAACAAACAUAUGGCGCUACAGACAUCUGAAUGACGCGAACCAGUUCUUCACUGCUGUGUUUCCGGGAGAUUAACCUGCUGAGAACAUGACUACAAACAUACAACGUGAUCUAUAAACUAUACUAUAAAUACACUAUAAAAAUGGCAAGCUUAGAAUUUAUAAAUAAGUUGUUAAUUUGGCGAAAUAAUGAUUACAUCAGCUCUUCGAAUGAAUGAACGCCCAUUGGCCGUUUGUUCGUUUUAAAAACAUUCCCCUGCUGGCGGAAACAGGUACUGACAGACUUCUUUCCGGAAAAGAAACAAAUUAAAAGUCAUCAUAAUAAAAUAUAUUGUAUUAGGCUCAUUUUCUUAUUAAUAGGUAAGAUGUGCCUACAGUUUAAAUGGCUGUUUACUUGAUUUACAACAAUACUGUUUAGACAACACGGAGUUGACAUCACACAUGGCAUUCAAGAGCUGUGAUGAGGUGAAAGGUCAGGAUGCUGAUGUAGCUGAUGAGGUGAAAGGUCAGGAUGAUUCUAGAGCUGAACACACACAACAUUUUCUACAUGUUGUCUAUAAACGAGUUCCAGAUCCUUAUACAGACACGAGCUCCAGAUAUUCCUGUAUCCACGUCACGUUUAUUUUAGUAUACUGGGUUUAUUUGAUAGGGACCGUGUACAACAAAGUAUACAAAAAAUCUUUUCAACUGUAGUCCCGAAUGGCCUAACAUGUUUGACAUGCAGAAAAGCCAAUGAUCUACAAAAAAGAAAAAAUGCAAACAAUUAAAGAUGAAGCUAGAUUCAGAAUCAGUUAGAUGGUCAGUUUAUCUCCGGAUGGUUGAACUUGCCCACUGACCUGAGGCACACUAAGCCACAGAGUACAUUUUUAGAUGGACUGCUUGUUUGUCACCUCUGUUCUCUCACACCAACACAUUUAUAUCAGUAGCGAUCUGUCAUUUGUUUUCCAUGAGCUCAUUUCUCAGUAAACAGACGCUCAACACAUUGACCACAA
This is a messenger RNA of Triplophysa rosa, 4273 nucleotides long. RefSeq lists its product as uncharacterized. Bases 495 to 3272 code for a protein of 925 amino acids. The record is from RefSeq and is a predicted model, not a curated record. Lineage: Eukaryota; Metazoa; Chordata; Actinopteri; Cypriniformes; Nemacheilidae. The transcript is spliced from 13 exons.